UCUGACAUAAGCAGUCAUAUUUCACUACCGUAUUGUUUUUAAAAGGAGAAAACAUUUGACAUGUAACUUUUAUUCAAAUCUUGGAAAACACCAAUUUUCCACACCAAUUUUUGACUCAGGAAAGUUAUACUGAGGAAUUGUGGCCAGUUUGCUCUUUGCCUAAUAAAUGACAAAAGGCUACAAUUUAAAACUUUUUUGAUAAAUAUAAUGUAAUAAAUUUGUAAUAUAUGUUUGGUACUGUACAUCAAAAACUGUGGUUAUGGUGACCAUCCGAUAAGUUAGUCCAGCCAAAUAGUGCUUAAAUGUCACCAAAAUGUAGCAUUUAAAUCUCAUAAUUAAAUAAAAAAUGAGGGGAAUAACUGCAAAAAUGUCCACUUCUUGAGAAAAAAGAAGCACCCCAUUCACCAGACUGGCUAGUCUACGGGCCUGAUAUGUAAUCAGUUCAUAAUCUGACAGGGCAUGCGCGCUCUAGAAAUCUGAAAAGAGGCGUGACCACAUGGAGACGUCAUUAGAGAGGCGGCGGGAAACGACAUUUCAACAUUUUUUACAGUCAUUGGCUUAGAUGCAAACAACGACUGAACUACUUUCACAUAAACCAUCGAACAGCAUUAGAUUUGACAUUUAAAUGGCGCAAUUGGGAUUUUGUACACUGCUUGUUUUUUCCGGCCUGCUCCAUCACAUCAAAAGCCAUAUUAAAAAAGAAGACAACCCUGAAGGGAAGGAACGACCCAAUUUCAUCAUUAUCUUAGCUGAUGAUAUUGGAUGGGGAGACCUCUGGUUAAACAGGCCUGACAACUCCACACCAACACCCUGGCUGGACUCAUUAAUGCUGAAGGGCAAACGAUUCACAGACUUCCACUCUCCUGCCUCCACAUGUUCUCCAUCUCGCGCCUCCAUCCUGACCGGCAGACACGGCCUACGAAAUGGGGUCACUCAUAAUUUUGCAGUAGGGUCAGUAGGAGGAUUACCUCUCAAUGAGACCACGUUUGCUCAGCUCCUGCAUGAUGAAGGUUAUUACACAGCCAUGAUCGGAAAAUGGCAUCUUGGACAUAAUGGUUCUUACAGUCCUGUUCAUAGAGGUUUUGACUAUUACCUGGGUAUUCCCUACAGUAAUGACAUGGGCUGCACUGACAAACCAGGCCUUGACCUUCCCUGCUGUCCUCCCUGUGUACAUAGUCAGUAUAGUAUUAAUAAGAAGCAUGAGGGAUGCUACACCAAAGUAGGAUUACCUCUGUUUGAAAAUGAGAAGAUUAUUGAGCAACCCUUGGACACAUGGAGCCUUAAAGACAGAUAUGCAACAGCGGCAGUCCAGCAGAUUUUCACAGCCAGUGUUACAAAGAAGCAGCCGUUCCUCCUAUAUGUGGCUCUCGCUCACAUGCAUGUGCCGCUGUUCCAUAACACCUUCCUAAAUGUCACAACUGAAGACCCCUACACAGCCAGUCUCAGUGACAUGGACUCACUUGUGGGCAAUAUCAUGCAGGCGCUCAUCACUGAACAGUUGGAAAACACCCUCAUAUGGUUCACUGGUGACAAUGGCCCUUGGGAGCAGAAAUGCCUGUUUGCUGGGCAUGUUGGGCCUUUUGUUGGAAGAUGGCAGACAAAUAAAG
Messenger RNA from Danio rerio (zebrafish), 1607 nucleotides. Lineage: Eukaryota; Metazoa; Chordata; Actinopteri; Cypriniformes; Danionidae. The record is from RefSeq and is a predicted model, not a curated record.